This is a messenger RNA of Peronospora matthiolae, 3252 nucleotides long. The record is from the annotation of a GenBank genome assembly. Lineage: Eukaryota; Oomycota; Peronosporomycetes; Peronosporales; Peronosporaceae.
AUGGAGACCUUACGAGCUGAAGGCAACGCGUGUUUCAAGGCCCAGGACUUCCAAGCGGCCAUCGACAAGUACACGGACGCACUCGCAGCUGCUCCGCUGACGUCUGACGUUGCAGGUGAUGCCUUGAAACACGCUCACACGCAGCGUGUGAUCCUCUACAGUAACCGCGCCGCCUGUUACUUGCACCUCCAGGACUUUAUACAGGCCGAAAAAGACUGUACCCUAGCGCUGGAACUCGAUCGAGACAACACUAAAGCCCGAUAUCGUCGCGCUCAAGCGCAUUUGGGACUGGGCAACAUGUCGCAAGCGUUCCAGGACGUUCAUUGGGUACUGCGGCAGACGCCGACGAACAGAGCGGCGAUUUCAUUGGCUCGGACGAUCCAAGAGAAAGUGCAGGAAGACGUUCAUGGUGUGCAGAAAGCUCUGGAUACAAUUGAAAUAGGCGUGCAUGGAGCUCGAGCGGUAGUUGGAGAGACGGGAUUGCAAGACGGACGUCUGCAGACGCGCGAGAAGGCAGUGGAAGCGCUGCAGUAUCUGGAAUCCAAGAGUUUGGCCGAACUCACGAGUUUACCGGAAGAGAUUGUCAAGAGACAAGGACUGGGAGUGCUCUGGAGAGCUUUGAAAACACUUGUAGAGGAGAUGAAAGAGGACAAGAGCAAGGGAGGCAAGGUGUCGAGUAUCUUGACGCACGUGGUGUCGCUGCUGUCGAUUGUCGCGUCGGCAUCGAUGGCGUUGGCAGGACAGACGCUUCUGACCAAUCAUGGUGCACUGAACAUGCUGAUGGAGCUGCUCCGUGGUCAGGUGGCGUUAGAGUAUGCUGCAAAGGACUCUAGCGAGGCGAAGCAGAUGGUCUCGGUUCAAGGACGUAAGGUGAUUAUUCGCCUAGCAGCGUUUAUGUUCAAGUAUCUACUUCUUGAAGCCAAGCCAGGAGACGAGGAUGUGUGUGUACGUCGAGUGCUCGAUGGGUUACUCGAUGGGUUACGCAGUCGGGAACGCGAGCUGCAGAUUGCAGCGCUGGACGGUCUGCUUCACUUCAUCUCUGUGUUGAGUGGUCAGCUUUUGAAUCAAGCUGAUGGUGACGAUAGUGGAGCAAAGGCACGGUUUGCAUCGCUUGCUCAGGAGCUUGGGUUGUUUCCGCUAUUGCAUGCUACUGGAUCCAGUGCUUUGCCUGGGUUUGAUACUAACGUCAAUACUGCUGGGGAGUCGACUUCAGAGCUCACGGCAGUGCUACUGAACCGCCUUCCGCUCGUAUUCACGCAAUGCCUUUCGCAUUUUGAGGAUGACGAUACAAUGCUGAAGAAGAUAGUACGAGACUGGUGCGUGUCUCCGGUCCUCGCAACGCGGCCCACGAAUCGUGUCCAGCUUGCUCAAGGCUCUGCUUCCUGUCUACUUCUGUCAGCUCUAUUCCUUUCAAACGCGAAGCUUGCACUGUGGGCUGUACAGCAAACUGGAAAUGAUGGUACGGCAUUCCUUACGCGGCUGCACGAGUUCUUGGCAGCGUCGCGAACGUUUGACGACAAGAAGGCGUAUACCAGACAAUUGCAAGAAAUUUGGGUUGACUGUGUAGCCAGCAUCUGCGGAGUCGAGCACGGUCCUGCCUGUGUCCCGCCUGCACUGAGAAUUGAAAUCUACCGCAUGCUACAGGCGUCGCUGGAUGAAGAAAGCGAUUUGAUGCUCCGCGCCAGCGCCUUGAGUAUUCAGGUGAAACUCGGUAUCGUUGAGAAGACACUGGAGAUGCCAUCUGGGGACGGACAGUUUCUCAUGGACAAUGUGUUUGAAGUGCUCGCGAGCGCGGAAAUCAUGGAAAGUAAACACAGGGAGGCUGAAAAGGCAAACGAGGGUAAGGAAAAAACAACGAAGCAGUUGUCAAGAUCGCUAUUGUAUUGGAGUGGCGUCUCUCCCAGGGAGCGAGGCAUUGAGGCGCUGUCGUACCUGAUCACGUAUACCUUUGUAAAGGAUGCGUUUGUGCGACACAAAGGGGCUGUGGCUAGCGUAUUUAAAGUCGAGUUUCCAAGCACAAAGGACUCGAGCACUACAGUGCAAACAAGCGCCGGCUUUAGGUCGAACGUGUACUAUGGCAUCGGGUACAUCUUGCACCACGUUUUGACGUCCGAGGCUGCAAUCAAGCGGAAGCAGAUGGAGGGUAUGGAGAUGACGGCUAACCAAUACGAAGAGCUACAAAAGGCACUGAAGCAGAAGUCUGUGCUCGAGGACGGUGAUACGCCUGAGCACGUGGAGGCGCGUGUGACUCGGCUUGCUGCUUCCCGCGAUGUGUUGACCACACUUGUGCAGCUUUUGAAGCUGUCCGCGACCAAGUCAGAAAAUAUUAUGGAAAUGGCGACGCUCAGUGCGCUGCAUGCUGCAGAAGUACCCUCGGUGAGGGGUAACCUGGUGCAGUGCGGCGUCUUCCAGGCACUGGUCCCGUUGGCGUUGCACCAUAUUGCGAUGGCGAGGAGCAAAGGUGGCAAAGCCUCCAAGAGCCCUGCGCAGCUUCAUGGCACGAAUAUAUCGAAUGCUGCGGGACAGGCGAUGGCGAAAAUAUUGAUCAGCACGAACCCGAACCUGGUUCCGUCGUCCUCUCUAUUUUCAUCCAUUCGGCCGCUGUUAGACCUGUGUAAGGGCGAUCAGCAAUUGUUGCAGUUCGAGGCACUCAUGGCUCUCACAAAUGUUGCGAGUGUGUCACAAGAUACCAAAGCGCGCAUUGUGGGUGAGCCGCAGGGGCUCUCUACGUUGCAGUACCUACAGUUCUCGGAGCACGAGCUGGUUCGUCGGGCGGCCACAGAAGCGAUAUGCAACUUGCUUCCAAACGACACGGUAAUCGAACAGAUUUUUAUGAAAGAAGAGAAGAUUCGACUCUGGGUCGCGUUCGCAUCUCUUGAGGAUGAGGCUGAGGAUUUUGAGACAGCCCGAGCUGCUGGCGGUGCACUGGCAAUGGUGUCGCAAGCGCCGCAAGUAAGCUGGGUCCUAAUGCGCCAAGGAGGACUCGAAGCGUUUUCCACCAUCAUCGAAGAAGGAUCAAACGUCGAGACUUUGCAUCGAGCAUUGAUCGGGAUGCAGAACAUGCUUGAGGCAAUUGCUGGUGCUGCAAAGGACGAGGACAAGGCCGAAGAACGGAGCAAGUUUACCGAGGAGGUCCAAAAGCACAGUGUGGCGCUCAAGCAGAAGCUCGCUGUUCACUGCAGUAACGCUGUCAUCAAAGAAGCAGCUCAAAGUUGCCUUGCAGCAUUAGAGCAACUACUUCGUUCGCCGUAG